This is a messenger RNA of Astyanax mexicanus (Mexican tetra), 4560 nucleotides long. Its product is annotated as zinc finger protein 271-like. The transcript has 2 exons. Lineage: Eukaryota; Metazoa; Chordata; Actinopteri; Characiformes; Acestrorhamphidae. The record is from RefSeq and is a predicted model, not a curated record. Bases 254 to 1192 code for a protein of 312 amino acids.
CAGUUGGGGGCUUGCAUACCACAGAUAGAGAGGACUUCUGUAGAGGAACAGUGGAGAUAGUGGACGGUGUGCAGCUUAGUAAAGUUUUGUGGGAUUACCGAGGACAUUUGAUUCUUGUGUGCAUUCAGAUACCUAAUAAACAACCAGGAUAUUUAAUAAAGAACAGUGUUAAACUGCUGAAAGAGGUGAAGCACAAGCCAUCCAGAAGAAUCUCCUGAAAACGCAGAAAUUGUUUGCUACAUUUCACAGACAGAUGGAGCCAAGUCCCGACAUGGAGAAACAUCAGCACUCUGUCAAGAGUUUUACUAAACAGAGUGAUCUCAAAAAACACCAGCGCAUUCACACAGGAGAGAAACCACAUCACUGCUCAGACUGUGGGAAGAGUUUUACUCAACAGAGUACUCUCAAAAAUCACCAGCGCAUUCACACAGGAGAGAAACCGUAUCACUGCUCAGACUGUGGGAAGAGUUUUAAUCAACAGAGUAAUCUCAAACUGCACCAGCGCAUUCACACAGGAGAGAAACCGUAUCACUGCUCAGACUGUGGGAAGAGUUUUACUCAACAGAGUACUCUCAAAAAUCACCAGCGCAUUCACACAGGAGAGAAACCGUAUCACUGCUCAGACUGUGGGAAGAGUUUUAAUCAACAGGGUGAUCUCAAAAAACACCAGCGCAUUCACACAGGAGAGAAACCGUAUCACUGCUCAGACUGUGGGAAGAGUUUUACUGAACAGAGUAGUCUCAAAAAACACCAGCGCAUUCACACAGGAGAGAAACCGUAUUACUGUUUCGACUGUGGGAAGAGUUUUACUGAACAGAGUCAUCUCAAAAAUCACCAGCGCAUUCACACAGGAGAGAAACCGUAUUACUGCUCAGACUGUGAUAAGUGUUUUACUACACAGACUCAUCUCAAACUGCACCAGCGCAUUCACACAGGAGAGAAACCAUAUUACUGUUUCGACUGUGGGAAGAGUUUUACUCAACAGAGUGAUCUCAAACUGCACCAGCGCAUUCACACAGGAGAGAAACCGUAUCACUGCUCAGACUGUGGGAAGAGUUUUACUAAACAGAGUAAUCUCAAACUGCACCAGCGCAUUCACACAGGAGAGAAACCGUAUCACUGUUCAGACUGUGGGAAGAGUUUUACUUUACAGAGUGAACUUAUAUUACAUCAGUGCAUUCACAAAAGAUAGAAAAGUAUCCCAAAUCUGUUCCUCUGCCAUAAAAAAUGCAAACCUUAAAUCUUUCAGACAGCCAAAAACACCUCAUCAUGCACAAAAUCUUCACUCUGUUACAAGAACUAAAUUUAAAAAUGGCUUUUUACAGGUUCAGAAAAAUGAAUCUUAUCCAGAGAUGAUGUUUACUGAAUUUCAUGCUGUGUUUUUAUGUUUGUUUGUAUACCUACAUUAGUUAAUGCCUGCAGAGCUCUUCAACACUUAGUGUUGUGUUUUAAGAAGUUUUUACACACAGAAUCAUAAAUGGUACCACUAACAGCAUAAACUAGGAACAUACAUUUUUACAAUUUUUUCAGUGAUAUGCUGAAUAAAUAGUAAAGCGAUGAUGCUAGCUCAGAGUAAAAUCGUAUAUUAAAUCUCAGCAUUAGCUUUAGAACUAAUAAUAAACAAAAGUGAGGAUUUUAUCAUUCUGGGACAUUUUUAGGUUUAAAAAUUGAAUAUGCUUUGCCAUAAGUAGGAAAUGAUCAUUUGGUCAACUUAUGUCAUUUACAGCCUUAACACAUUCUCAAUUGUUUACAUAUAAAAACUUUCUUUAUUUUUUCCUCCACUCCACGUUUGUAGUUUGUAGUUGGAGCGAGGGCACUGCCAGUGUUUGCUCCAGAUGUUAGAUUAGCAUUACUUAGUCUUUUAAAAUUUAGAUGUCGUAGUUUAAAGGAGUAGAGUAUUCUUAGGAGUAGAGAAUAUUCUUAGCUUGCAACAAAAGGCCAACAAAAUCCUUUUCAGAGUUUAAAAAAAAAAACAAAAAAAAAAAAAACGGUCUAGCUGUAGUUUCCAUACUGAAAGCAACACUCAGCAGGCUAUGCAGCAGUAAGACUGCAGGAUCCUUGAUUCCCUCUACUGCACGUGUCAAACACAAGGCCCGCGGGCCAAAUGUGGCCACAUCCAAGCGAGAGCGUGUAAGAUCUUAGUGUCUAUAAUAAAUAGGUCAGAAGCGUUCUUUGACCAAAAACUACAUUUCCCACAAUGCUUGUCGAUUGUAUUACCCGCGAAGUUACGGCUUACUGCCACUACACGGCAGUGUAGUCAUUGAUGUGGAAACCCUGCCGGAGGGAAGGCGUAACUUCGCGGGUGGAAUUGAGACAUACAAACGUUUAUCCCAUAAUGUCCAGAAAAAGAAAAGUUGAUGCAGACGGACGGCUGUGCUUCAAGGCGAAAGACCGGUAUGCCUUUUGUGUUACGAAGAGUGUUACUGACCAAAAUAAACGCUUGUUAGGAGAGAUAUAAGUUCUGUGUAAAUAUUUAUAAGACAAUAGCUGACAAAAUCUGUUUUAAUGACGUUAAUAAACAUCACUGUGACAGCGCUAGUCACAGUUUCACCUCAGCAAAGGACGAGGACGUGAAUCACUUAUCUAACCAGCCUGUACUGAUUUCUGCCCCCAAUAACCCUUUCAAUAACCUCUAAUAGCCUUUAAUAGUCUUCAGUAGCCUUCAACAGUCUAACCUUGCAGCCGUGGUGUGUUCACUAAACUCCGUAGUUAUAAACAUCCUGAGGUUAGCAGCGCGCUAACUGACCUGUUUAUAAUGUAAUCCCAGCAGUGACUCCGUGACGGCUGCGCUAAACUGCUGCUAUUAGCUGCUUGGGCUGAAAGAUGAACUGUAGAGAGCUGUAUUACUCGGUUAGUGGGGUUAAAAUCUUUAUUUUCUACACAGAAGAAUUGUAAAAACUGUAAAAACGCUCCAGACUGCCUCAGCUGAGCCCUGUAGCCCGUGGCUGGGCUGUAGCUCUGACUCAGUAAAGACUGCGGGCUUGUGCUGCUGCUGCUGCAGCUCCGACUAGUGGUUGUAUGAGGAACUGCUAAAUCUGAGGAAAUGCUAAAUCUGUCACAUGUUCUUAACAGCUCACAAUUUUUAAUAUAUAACUUGUAUUUUAUGUCAUUCCUAUUCACUUGACUAGUUUGGUUCUUGAUUGAUGGAGUUUUUGGAUUUCAUAACAUGACAAAUUGAAAGGAUUUAUGUUAAUAGAGCAACAAGCAAACAUUUUUUCCAUGCAACUGUAAUAUUUGAUUGAAUAAAUAGUAUAUUGAGAGUUAUUUAACAUUAAGGAGUAAUUACAUUCAUUUUAUAUUACAUUUGGUUACAUUUUAUUACAUUUAUAAGUUACAUCUGGCCCUCAGUGGACAGCCAAUAUGCCAAUGUGGCCCUCGGCCAAAAUGAGUUUGACACCCCUGCUCUACUGGUUUUCUCAUUGGUCUAUGGUUCAGUCAGUCUGAUUAAAAAUCUGCAAGUUAAUCUACAGGGAUAUUUGGUUGUGCUGUGUUGCUAAAGUUAUAUACUCUGUUAUCUUUUCCUUAUUUGGUAUCGUUUUGCUAAAGGGUUUUUUUUAUAUCUCUAAAGGUACUGAAAAUAUCUAAUCCAUUUACUUUAUUGAUUGUUUUAUCCAGUACCAGCUAUUAUCGUUGUUUUACAUCACCUUAUGUAUUUACUCAUAUUCAUAUCUAUGUGAUUCAAUAAAAGGCUUUUAUAUUGCAAGAUCUGCAAUCUUAUCUAUUCUUUCAACUUAAGCAUUUAGCCAAAAGCUUUUGUACACAGCCAAACAUACAUUCAAGCAACCACUAUAUACAGUGCCUUGCAAAAGUAUUUGGCCCCCCCCUUGAACUUUUCAAACUUUUGCCACAUUUUGGGCUUCAAACAUAAAUAUAUGAUUUUUUUGUUUGUUUUUUGUGAAGAAUUAACAAGUGUGUAAGAAUACGGAGGAGUUUUGCCUUACUAUGUUCAUUGUUCAUUGAUUAAAGGGUUAAUCUGUGUGUAACUAAAUCAGCAUUUCACUUAAUCAGUAUGUUAUUCAAGCAUUUAGCACGAUUCAUGAUGAUUCACAUUGUGACUUAGAAUGUAUGUAUAUUGUGUCCUUGUGCUCAAAGCAAGGCCGUUUUUCUUGCAACUUAGCAUGAUUGAUUUUUUCCAGCGGAACCAUGAGUUUCUGUACAUGUAAUCUAUAGUCUGAUAAGGUUGGGGUUACCGAGUUCUCGGCUGACGUAUAGGAUGAAUAACUGCUUAUCAGUAUCAGGAUCCGGGGGGUGUGAGGAGCCUCCUCACACACUAUUAGACUGAGGCCAGGCGAAUGCCUGUUUUUAUUAGACUCUGUCUAGGAAGAAGAGUAGAGUUGGGCGGGAGAGCUUCUCCCGAGAGGGAGUACAGAGCCACAGGUCCUGUUCACACAGCCGAGAACUCUGGAAACCCCAACUUUUCUCACCUUUGGGGUUUUCCUCUUAUUUUCACCUUUUUAUUUCAAUUCAAUUUUUCAAUAAUCUUUUUACUCAAUUUUUGAUGUAUCCAAAAAAACUGUUUUGCUCAGAAGAUUCUUUGAAUAAAAUCUGACGGAACUACAA